AUGGAGAAAAAAGAGCUGUAGAGAAAACUUGGCCAAGCAAACUCAGAGGCUCAAGCAGUUGAUUAGCUCAAUGACAUUAUGGAUCAACUCAAGAUUGCUGAUGAUCAAGAAACUAAAAAGAUAUUUGAAAAUGGUAUAUUAUUCCCCUAUGAUUUCAUCAUAUAAAUAGAAUCGUCUCAAAGUUAAAAGUAAAUCAUUGUAUUUUAAGGCCUUUAAGAACUGAGGAGAAAAGUUCCAAUUUAACUACUCGCAGGACUUACAGUUAGCAAAGACAUUCAGUCGUAGGAAUUAGUCAUACACAUUUUAGGUUAACAUGAUUUACGUCUUAAAUCUGAUAGACGAACUGGAAUAAUGUCAGCAAUCAAGGUUUUCUAUUUGUCUCUUGUCAAGGAGAACAUUCCUAUUUACGGAGUUAGGUAAAAAUCAUUGGCUGAAUACACGACUAAAGAAAAGGAUGUUCAAAAAGGUAUAACACGAAUUCCACUGGAUUUGGCUAGGAUAUCAGAGGAAGAUCUUGUAAAUUUAGAUCAGUUUAGAACAGGCAGCAGUGGUUCAGGCUCGAACUGUGGAAGCUCUGAAAAAGACUCUAACUAUAGGCAUCAAUCAAUAGGUGUGCCUAAAGUUGAAAUAAUCACUGAUGAUUUUGAAAAUGACAUUAAUCAUAGAGGGAGGGCAUAUUAAGCAUCCAAAAAUUCUGUCCAAAUUUGCGAAGAUUCUGAUGAUAUGAUGGGAUCUACAUCUGAAAAGACUCAAUUCCUGUUUUGCAGAUCGUCAGAAUGUGAGAAAUACAAUUUGGAAGAUUUUUAAUUGAUCACAGUAAUUGGCCGAGACAAUGACUCGCUUGAAAACGUAAAGCUAGAAAAACUUAUUCUUCUCUAAGUAAAUAAUCCAUUCAUUGUCAGCAUGAUGUUUGUCUAUCAAAGAGCACUUCGAAUUUACUUCAUCAUGGAUUAUAUAAGAGGAGGGGAACUAUUCUAGUAUCUGCGGGAAGAAAGAAGAUUCUCAGAAUACAGAGUAAAGUUCUAUGCAGCCUAAAUCGCAAUCGCCUUAGGUUACUUGCAUAAGAGCAAGAUUUUGUAUAGAGAUCUUAAGCCUGAAAAUAUAUUAAUUGACGAGAAAGGAUAUAUUAGAUUAGCUGAUUUCGGAUUGGCUAAAAUCGCUCAAGAGUCAAACUCUUUCUGCGGCACUCCUGAGUAUCUUUCCCCGGAAAUGCUGCUUGGUACUGGACAUGAUCACACUCUCGAUUGGUGGGCUCUAGGAAUACUAAUAUACGAAAUGAUAAUUGGUAUUCCACCGUUUUACGAUAAAAAUCGUAAUAAGAUGUUUCUUAAUAUCGAGAAAGCCCCAAUUAGAUGGCCAGACAGAGCUAAGCAUGGUAUCAGUGUUUCCCCAGUGGCUUAGGAUCUGAUAGUAUAGUUACUGGACAGAGACAGGAAAACCAGAUUAGGUUAGGUGAAUGACGUAGAUGAAGUUUUAGCGCAUCCAUUCUUUAAAGAUAUUGAUCUCAAGAAGUUGCAAAUGAAAGAACUUAAAGCUCCUUUCAUUCCUUCUGUCCAUGAACUCGAGUCAUUAAGAAAAAAUAAAUCACUUGUAAGUUUCAAGGACCUCAAAGAAACAGUAAUUCCAACAUAGAAAAUAAGAUUAGUAGAGUAGAAAAAUGAUUAAUUUGAAGGUUUCGGAGAAAUAAAUGAAGCAGUAUCUAAAUGA
Molecule: messenger RNA, 1707 nt
Organism: Stylonychia lemnae
Lineage: Eukaryota; Ciliophora; Spirotrichea; Sporadotrichida; Oxytrichidae
Source: the annotation of a GenBank genome assembly